UUUCAGUGAAUAGGUCAAUUGAAUGGAUGUAGACACUGUAAACCUGUGUAUAAGAGUAUCGGUAUUAAGUGAACGAGAAGGAGUCACCAGUUUGAAUCGUGAAUCGUAAUCUUUCCAUGGAGGAUACUUUUCUGUACAUGUUUUUGUUUAUCUCGGUAGCAGGUCGAACGGAUUAACGUCCCACCGGAAUCAUCGGAAUACUAUCAACAUGUGUGCUUGGGGUGGAAAAGGCAUUUCAGAUGUAGAAAGUUUCAUUAAAAGCGUCUCUUCGGCUGUAACGACGAGAUUAUGGGAAUACUUUCAACCCACUGAGACUGGUCCAGAAGAGGAAAGUGAAAUAAGUGAUAUAUUAUGUGAUCAAUUAGUAGAAUACUACGGUGACCAGACGCCUAUAGUUGUAAAACAAGUCUAUCAAUCUCUCUAUAAAAAGCUGUAUGAUGGAGACUAUUAUCUUUUUACACAGAUGUGUUUUGAGCCAUACCUUAAAUUAUUGGAGAAACUCAAACAGAUCAGCCAGGAGGAGCAUGGUGAAAGAAAAAAAAUUCCCUUCUGCUUGCAAUCAGCUGUUUUAUUACAUUUGUGUGAUCUCCAAUUUGAACUACAGUCACAAGAUUUCUACUACUGUGUGCGAUUAAGUGAAAGUGUUGAACCAAACCUUGUUGUUAAAUAUCAUUCUAUCAAUGGUGUGCAGGAAUAUCUCAUAAUGGAAGGUGAAUACCAUCACGCCUUCACUACGGAUAUCAUAAAACGUAUUCAGACGGCUAACGAAAGUGAAAUAGUUGUUAUAUUACGAAAUUGUAUAGUGUCUGUAGCUGAUGGAAUAGAGCGCUUAAAAUGGAAUGAGGUAGCAGACGACAGAAGUGAGGAUAUAAAAUCGACAAGUGCUUGUUCUCAAGAGAAGUCUAUAUCUAGUGAUCUAGCUCGUGCAAAAUUGAAUGAUUCCACUUCGAGUUGUGAAAUAUUUGAACAGUCUGGGAAUAGCGAAACAACGAUUGAAACCAAAACAGGUAAAAAGGAUGGCAAGUUGUUAGAACGUAGUAAAUCCAGUGAAUUUUAUACAAGUCGUAAAUUAGAUCAACCUCAAUCUGUAAUGGAUGUUGAUUAUGAUGUUUUACAAUCAGGAAUAGCUGUUUUACCAGGAUGUCGAGAUGUAAAUGGUGGUGCUGUAAUAUUAAUGUUUACUGGCAGUACAUUUUGGCAUGAUAGACAUGUUGCCAGUACAGAACUAGCUCGAUUACUCAUGUAUUUUUAUACUAUACCUAGAAUGGAGGUGAGAGAAAAAGAAUUAACUAUAGUAGGAGAUAUACGAGGAGCCACAUCAUCUAUUAUAAAUAUAUUGUUAGAAUCACUUUACCUAUUUCAAGAUAAUAUUCCAGAAUGUAAGUCCAUCCUCCAUCUUGUCUGUGAUAAAGUUACUCAGUCGUCAGUGCUGAGAUCACCUGUUUAUGAUUCUAAAUCACCUGUUAAGAUUGAUUUGCUAUCUUCCCAAGAUCUGAUUCAUCGUUUUAUUCAUCCAUCACAACUACCAUCAGCUUUAGAUGGUACAUUUCCUUUCAGUCAUACAGAAUGGGUUCGAUUUCGUAUGAAAUUGGAACCCUUUUUAAAUUCAUGCCGUGAAGUAGCCAAAUUCCUAGUCAGCAUAAUGCAAGAAAUAUCAAGUGUUCAAAAAUUGCCAAAAACUGCUCAAGAGGCUAGUCAUUUAAUAGAAGAACAUGAAGAACGAGUUAAAAAAGCUUUUACAGAUUCCAGAUUAGUGGCAUUACAGAAUGAUGGGGAAAACACCAUGUGUUCAUUACGACGUGAACAGUCUUCCAGUAAUCACUCAGAAGACUACAGAUAUGCCAUGGAGAAUGUUGAUUGUCUGUUUCAUCAACUUCAGGACACUAUGAUGAAAUUAGUUCAUCUUGCUGACACUCGUCUUAAUAAAAUAGAACAAUGCUUACAGUUACGUGAGUUUGAAGAAGAAUGCUCCAAGGUAAUAACAUGGUUGACAACAGAAGGCAACACAACAUUACAGCGGCAUAUUGCAAGAGCAGAUAAUCUGAAAGCUAUUCGGUUGCAGCAAAAAGAUUUUGAGAAGUUUUACUUUUCCUGCAUGCAAUAUAUUGAUAAAGGAAACGAUUUAUUAGAAGAAGCCAGUAUGUUAAGUCAGACUGGUAAUUUUGAUGAGGCAACAGGGUACAAAGAUUUGGCAAGAAUGCUCAAAAAACAUCUUCAUACUUUUUCUAACCAACUUGAAGACAGAAGAGAGAAAAUAGAGGGCACGGCCAAGUGUUAUCAACUUCUUGACAAGAGUUAUGAGUGGGCUUUAGAAGCCAUGAAAUACAUUGCCAGUAUGAAAAUGGAACAUUGUGCUAGUCCAGCAGGACUUGAUAAACUGUUAAAAAGUCUAGAGGCUUAUCUGCUGGAACAUCCACCAUUAACAAGUGAUAUUUUUGACCAUAUGAUAGAAGUUACUCAAAGACUUCAAAAUGACAAAUUACUAGACCAGUGUCGCCUGGCAAAAGCUAGGUGUGAGGAAACCUAUCAUUUACUUUUAUUGCGACAAAAUACUUUACAACGAGCGCGAGACCAACUUACUGUAGACAAUAAAACAAAGUCAGACAAUUCUCAUUCAAUUGACCCCGAUUCUGUCAUAGAAAUUAACUCACAGAGUUUCUGGGAACCACAAAUGACAAGCACUCCAACUAGAGGAAUUACAUUUAUUGCAAAAUCCAAAGAUCAGAGGCGUUCUUGUUCACCAUCCACAAGCUCAAGUUCUGGUUCUCGUGAUUAUACUAGUACUUCAAGCACUUCAUCUAAUCAAAUGGCAAGACAGAGUAAGGAAAGUGGAAUUGUUGUAUCUCAAGAUAGUUGCGCGGGUAGUGAUAUCAGUAUGGAAAGUCUCCAUCAAAAACUAACUAUGUCCACAUCCAUGCCACAGCCAGGAAGUACUUACACAGAGAGAGACAGGCCCUUAAAAAAAUUAUUAAAGAGAACAAUUACAUCUCCUGUUCCUAUCACUGGUUCACCAAUUUUAGAAGACAGAGUUAGUUCAUCAAGUGAUCCCCGAUCAAUCCGUGAAAGACGUUCGGGAAAGUCUGUCAGUAUGGUUACUGGUAGCUCAGAAAGUCUUCCAAGUAUGCCAGAAGAUGAUGAUGAGAAUAAAACAAGUAAUGGUCGUGUUGAAAAUGUAAAUCAUAUGAGAAAAGAAUGGACACCGGUACCUGUUAAUUCACAUCUCCUUCGUCAAAAUCGAAAUAAUCCCCUGUCCUCGAUGUCUGAAUCAUCAUUAUCACAACCAGAAAUGAAGAGAAGAAGAACCCUAUCUCUUAUUAUGAGUGAAAUGGUACAGACAGAGAGAGACUAUGUCCAAUCAUUAGAAUACGUAAUUGACAACUAUAUUCCUGAACUACAAAGAGAGGAUGUUCCACAAGCCUUGAGAGGAAAAAGAAAUGUUAUUUUUGGAAACAUUGAAAAAAUAUAUGAUUUCCAUUGUCAGUAUUUUCUACAUGAAGUGGAAUCGUGUGAAUUUACACCAUAUCAAAUAGGCCAAUACAUACUAUCACAUGAAAAUGCUUUUUAUUUAUAUGCCCUUUACAACAAAAAUAAACCUAAAUCUGAUUUGUUAAUGGCAGAAUUUGGUAAAACAUUCUUUAUGGACAAACAGUUACAGUUAAAUGACAAAAUGAAUCUGGCUUCGUAUUUAUUAAAACCUGUUCAGAGAAUGGGAAAGUAUGCAUUACUUUUGAAACAGAUUAUCAGAGAAUGUUCAGAAACCGAACCAGAAUACCAGGAAUUAAAGGCAGCUGAGGAAAUGGUGAAGUUCCAGUUAAGACAUGGAAAUGACUUAUUAGCUAUGGAUGCCUUAAAGGAUAGUGAUGUAAACUUACAAGAACAGGGUCGACUUUUACGCCAAGAUGAAUUCCUAGUAUGGCAGGGACGAAAAAAAUCAAUACGACGAGUCUUCUUAUUUGAAGAUCUCAUUCUUUUCAGUAAAACCAAAAGAGGUCGUCAGGGUCAUCAUGAUAUGUAUCUGUAUAAAAAUAGUUUUAAGUCAACAGAUUUGGGUUUAACAGAGAAUUAUGAUGAAAGCGGGUUUAAGUUUGAGAUUUGGUUUAGAAAGAGAAAUAGUGGUGAUAAAUAUAUUUUACAAGCUCAAAAUACAGAAGUUAAAAGAGCUUGGGUAAAUGAAAUAUCUAAAUUACUGUGGAAACAAGCAAUGAGGAACAGAGAAGUGAGAUUAUCAGAAAUGGCCACCAUGGGUAUGGGAAAUAAACCCUGUUUAGAUCUGAAACAAAGUGCUGAUAAUAUACAAGAUAGAUAUAUAAAUGUUGGGUUAGGAUUGCGGGGUUCUCGAUGUCGAAACUCCAUUGCCGUCUCGUCAUUUGAUCAUUUAAGAAAUGGAAACAAACGACCCCAUUCCAUCAUUUCGGUCAGUAGUAAUUCUUCAUCUAACUCAAGUCACUCAAGUUUUGGUUUGUUUGGUUCCCUUAAUCUGGCUUUUGAUCCUUUAGACACCUUACGACAUCAGCACCGAACCUCAACUCUUCUAUCCAAUGAAAGUGGAGUUGGAACCGACAUGUCCAGUGGAUGCGCCGAGCCGAGCGGGGACCUCGACAAAAGUAACCGAUGUGUGAUACCAAAUGACCAGCCCGUGACCUCAUCAGCCCGUUCCUACAUAAACUACAUGAAAUCUAAAGUUCUCAAAAAAUCUCGAGAACCUGUGGUCACAGAUGUGUAGAGAUCUUCUCAAGGAUGCCAGGCUUCUUUAAACUAAUUGGGCCAUUGCAUGUAUAUUGUCAUCAGUUGCAUUUAUUUAUCUUUUCACCAAUGUAUGCGCGACACUGCAGUUCGUUUUUACCAUUUUCCAACAGGUUGCAUAUGGGGCAAGUCCUUAUAAAGUAAUGGUUGCUCAAGCUAACUGUUCCUUGAACUAAGUACGAUUAAGUACCACACGAACUGGAUCGUAUUCAAGUCUCUCUUUUCAUUUAAAGAGGUACUGUUAUGUUCAAGGAGAAAUCUAACAGCACCAUCUAACUGGUCCAUUCCCUUUCUAGAUCGCAUAAAUGUUUGCUGCACAUUUUUUUUCGAAGCUUUUGCCAUUGUCAAACAUUUGAUGGAAAUAGUCAGUUAGUAUGAAGAUUAAUUUGGUAAUGGGGUGAAUUUGGACGCUUGGAAUAUGGUGAUGCAACCGCAUGCACAAAUUAAUGACACGUCAUUUGAAACAUUUCAGGAUGAUAUAGAAACAGAAUAAUUUGUUGAAUCUUGAAAAUAAUUUAUUUUUCUCAGGAAUGUAUAAUUUUGUCUUAUAAUAAAUGUGUAAAGGUGUUUAUGUCUGUACUAUAUUGUAUUUGUAGAAAUAGAUUUUUAUACUGUUUAAAUAUGCGCUAUAAUUGUACAUUUAUUAGGUCUAUUUUCAUUCAAUUAAAUUCUUCUGUAAUUAUAAAAUAGAAUUUUAACUGUUAAUGUCUUUAAACCAAGAGAUUAUAAUUUAUUUAUAUGUAAAUGGAUAAAUUUUAUGUACAUCGUUAAAUAACUUCAACACACUACCUGUAGUAAGGUUCAUGCUGUCCAAUUGCAGGUCUAUAUAUUGUUCAUUUCUAUAUUGUACAUUGAAAUUCAUUUAUUAUUAUAUAAGUUUCUUUAUAUCUAUCAGCAAAUUCUCACAGACCUUUAAAUUUUAUUGACAUUUUGAUGUACAUAACACAUGCAUAUUCAGUAAAUCAUUAAAAUAGUACACAUUUUUUUAUACAAAGUUUCCAUAGACUCUGACCAUUAAUGUUAUAAAUUUUUACUCCAAAAGAAAAUGGGUACACAAUAUUUUGCAACUUAUUUUUGUACAUUCGAAAUCCUAAGAAAUGAUCUGUUAGUUUUAUAAUGUCUUCCAUUUUACAGUGUGCCUUACUUUUGGUAUGUUAUGUAUUUACGGUCCUUGUGGUAAAAUCAUGUAUUAUUUAUUGACUUAACUAAUGUCUUUGUUGUCACAGACAAAUAUUGUAAAUAUAUGAACUAUAAAUAGACACAUUAUGCUGUUCGUACUUGUAUGAUAGCAAUAAAGAAUAUGAAAGAAG
Messenger RNA from Patella vulgata (common limpet), 6053 nucleotides. RefSeq names its product pleckstrin homology domain-containing family G member 4B. Bases 209 to 4723 code for a protein of 1504 amino acids. The record is from RefSeq and is a predicted model, not a curated record. Gene Ontology annotation, molecular function: guanyl-nucleotide exchange factor activity. The transcript is spliced from 24 exons. Lineage: Eukaryota; Metazoa; Mollusca; Gastropoda; Patellidae.